Molecule: messenger RNA, 1605 nt
Organism: Alnus glutinosa
Lineage: Eukaryota; Viridiplantae; Streptophyta; Magnoliopsida; Fagales; Betulaceae
Product: UPF0481 protein At3g47200-like
Exons: 2
Coding region: 214-1461 (415 amino acids)
Source: RefSeq, a predicted model, not a curated record
GGUGCUUUGAGCACUAUAUAAACAGUGGCAUUUGAUACCCGAGUGGAUGAUAAGAAGAGUGAACUUCUCUAGGAAGUGUUGCGAUCGAUGCUCAGUAAGAGACUAAGAGGGUGUUGAAGCUAGGCCGGCUAGAACAGAAAUUUUAAGAGGGGUGUCCUUUCUUUUGAUCACUCCUGAAGAAAGAAUUUUAAGAGGCAAAAAACAAAACAAAAUAUGGCUAGGAAUGAAGGCUUGGCACCUUCGAUAGAAAACAUGAUAUCCGUUGAGUACUUAUUCAUGUCGCCCAAGUGUUGCAUCUUCAAAACCCCUGUCAUACUCUCCAGGCAUAAUGAAAAAGCUUAUAUCCCCAAUGCAUUUUCUAUUGGCCCUUUCCACCAUUGCAAUCCAAACUUGAAAGCCACAGAAAAAAUUAAAGCCAAGUAUUUGCAAGGACUUAUCUCUCGGUCUCCGUCUCCAGAGACAAAGCUAAGAGAUCUCAUCAAUUCCAUCAAGGCCAUGGAGGGAGAGGCUCGUGAGUGUUAUGCCGGACCAAUUGAUUGCAGCCCAGAACUUGUGGACAUUUUGGUAAUGGAUGGUUGCUUCAUCAUUGAGUUGUUCCGCAAGAAUGCUUACAAAUGCCGUAGGGAAUUAGAUGACCCUGUUUUCACCAUGGCUUGUAUGCUCCAGUUUCUAUACCAUGACUUGAUUUUGCUCGAAAAUCAAGUGCCUUGGAUGGUGCUUGAGGGUUUGUUUAACAUGACCAUCGACCCCAUCAGAGAAAACAAGUCUCUAACGCAACUUGCCAUAGAAUUCUUUUCUAACAUUUUCUCAUCCACAGAUCCCGGAAUAGUUCCCCCUAUCCAAGACAUCAAGCAUAUUAUCGACCUGCUCAGAAAAUGGUUGGUUUUAUCAACCCGAGAACAGGAAGAAAGCAGGGCAGGAUGGCAGCUCAUGCCUUGUGCAACAAGCCUCGUAGAGGCUGGAAUCAAAUUCAGAAGGGGUAAGUCGACCAGAAGCAUCAUGGACAUCAAAUUCAUUGAUGGUGUCUUGGAAAUUCCUCCGUUACUGAUUCAAGAGACAACAGAAACUGUGUUUCGAAAUCUGAUCAGCUUUGAGCAAUGCUUCCCCAACUGUGAAGCUCGGUUCACUUCCUACGCCAUACUCCUUGACAAUCUUAUCAACACUGUCAAGGACAUGGACAUACUCUGCGAGAAUGAGAUCAUUGAUAAUUGGUUGAAUCCAGAGGAUGCAACCCAGUUCUUCAACAAGCUUUACCACAAUGCUUAUGUCAACGAGUACUAUUACCUAAGACUUUGCUCGCAGGUGGAUGAAUUUCGCCAGCGUAGAUGGCCUAGAUGGCGUGCAGUGCUUGUGCGCAACUAUUUCAACACUCCAUGGGCCAUUCUUUCCACAUUGGUCGCUUUUAUCCUAGUGGUCCUCACCUUCUUACAAACAAUCUACAGCAUGAAACAAUCAUCUUAAAAUCAUUUCAAUUAACUUACCAUAUAAUUGAUCCCACCAAUGUCAAUUUUCAAUGUUUUUAGGAAAAGAAGUAAGUGUUGUAUUUUCUUUUUGUUUGAAAUUUUUCAAAAUUAAUGUAAGUGUUUAUAUAUUGGGAAGUUUUCA